This is a messenger RNA of Trypanosoma brucei brucei TREU927, 1140 nucleotides long. RefSeq names its product mitogen-activated protein kinase 5, putative. Gene Ontology annotation, biological process: intracellular signal transduction; protein phosphorylation. The record is from RefSeq and is a predicted model, not a curated record. Gene Ontology annotation, cellular component: cytoplasm; nucleus. The transcript has a single exon. Lineage: Eukaryota; Euglenozoa; Kinetoplastea; Trypanosomatida; Trypanosomatidae. The coding region runs from base 1 to 1140 and encodes 379 amino acids. Gene Ontology annotation, molecular function: ATP binding; MAP kinase activity.
AUGGUAACAGCAAAUGGCUCCUCAAACAACAACAAUGUACAUCUGCUUACCACAGAGAGGGGGUGGAGAACGUACCGCGUUCGCGAACAGACGUUUGAGGUUGAGAACCGAUACACUUUAACGUCGGUCGUGGGUUAUGGAGCUUAUGGCGUUGUUUGCUCAGCGUUCGAUAAUACCAAUUUCCGUGAUGUGGCGAUUAAGCGUGUGGGUCAUGUUUUUGAGGACUUGAUUGACGGCCGCCGCAUUUGGCGCGAAAUCGUUAUUCACCGUCUGCUGAGGGAACACCGCUGCCGCAACAUCCUGAAUCUAACACGGAUUUUGCCUCCACGGCAAAGGAUCAGCAGUUUCCGGGAUUUAUACAUUGUCACAGACUUAUAUGAUACGGAUCUUCACUCAGCCAUUCAUGCGACAAAAACAGUGGACAUAAAGGCGCUACAGAGGAUCAUGGUCCGUGUCCUCCGGUGUAUCGCCGAUAUGCACUUCAUGGGGAUUAUACACCGUGACCUUAAACCAAGUAACAUUUUAUUAAAUGAUGAUGCGGAGAAUGAAAAUGCCGUAGUUUGUGACUUCGGUCUCGCGCGUGCUGGGGUGCUGGACUUACAGGAACCAGUUGAUCUCACGGAUUACGUAGUCACGCGUUGGUAUCGUCCUCCCGAGCUAUUGCUUAUGUGUCGGUAUAGCCUUCCUAUUGACUUAUGGGCGAUAGGCUGCAUCAUUUGUGAGUUUGUGCUGAAACGUCCCCUAUUUGGGGGUCGCGAUUACAUCCAUCAAAUGCAGUUGGUAGUUUCUAGUGUUGCUGUGACGAAUUGGGACUUUGCACGUGGGUCGUGUCCGGGAACUACGACCUUCAUGAAUGAGAUUGUGAGAAAAUACCAAGGUCGCCGGCCGAUAUCAAGCGUGAUGUCCACCAUGCCACGGGAGGGGAUUGAUUUAGUCACAAAGCUCCUUGCAUUUGAUCCAAACACUCGCAUCACAGCGGCAGAGGCGUUGCGUCAUCCUUUUUUCUCUGAUGUUGGCGCCGAAGGCGAGUCCAAAUGCACAAUUCCUGAGAAGGUUGAUUUCUCGUUUGACUUGCAUGCGGAGAUAUCCGAGGCACAACUGCGGAGGAAUAUAUGGAAAGAGAUUCAGCACUAUCAGUAA